Galeopterus variegatus (Sunda flying lemur) is the source of this 4595-nucleotide messenger RNA. RefSeq names its product KAT8 regulatory NSL complex subunit 1-like (gene KANSL1L). NCBI's taxonomy places the organism in Eukaryota, Metazoa, Chordata, Mammalia, Dermoptera, Cynocephalidae. The coding region runs from base 98 to 3064 and encodes 988 amino acids. Gene Ontology annotation, molecular function: histone acetyltransferase binding. The record is from RefSeq and is a predicted model, not a curated record. The transcript has 15 exons. Gene Ontology annotation, cellular component: NSL complex.
CUUCAGCAGCCCCCACCACGGCCGGACCGAAGGUGCGGCGGCGGAGGGGAGCCUGGGCGCCCCAGCAGGUUUCCAGUAAUUAUCUGCAGGAAUCGCCAUGACCCCAGCUCUGAGGGACGCAACAGCAAAGGGUAUCUUCUUUUCAUCUUUGCCACGUACCAUGGAGUCUGACAAGAUGCUAUGCAUGGAAAGCCCAAGAACUGUAGAUGAAAAGCUAAAGAGAGACACUUUCUCUCAGAUGCUGGGAUUUCCAACUUCUGAACCGACUCUUAAUACUAAUUUUGUGAAUUUAAAACAUUUUGGCUCCCCUCAGUCUUCAAAACAUUAUCAGACAGUUCUUUUAAUGAGUUCUAAUUCUACAUUGAAUAAAUACAAUGAGAAUUAUAAACAAAAGAAAAUAGCGAAACCCAAUUGCAAUAAGCUGAAAAACAUACUAUGUAAUGGCAGCAACAUUCAGCUCAGUAAAAGCUUCCCUUCUCAUUCUGAAGAGUUCAUCAAAAAGGAACCUUUAUCAGAUACCUCAAGGCAGUGCAUGAAAGAUGUACAAAUUAUUUUGAAUUCAAAUAUAACCAAAGAUGCUAAUGUAGAUAAAGUACAACUGCAAAACUGUAAAUGGUACCAAAAGAAUGCACUUUUGGUUAAAGUUACUGAUGCUGAGAUUAAAAAGGGUUUAUUGCGUUGUGCUCAAAAGGAAAUCGGACCUGGCCACUCAAAUGUGCCUAUUAAUUCCUCAGCUACUGAAAAAGAGGAGGAGGUGAAUGCUCGCUUACUUCAUUGUGUAAGCAAACAGAAAAUUUUACUUAGCCAGGCUAGAAGAACUCAGAAACAUUUGCAGAUGCUCCUGGCGAAGUAUGUUGUUAAGCACUAUGGUCAGCAAAUGAAAUUUUCUAUGAAACAUCAACUCCCCAAAAUGAAGAUCUUUCAUGAACCUACCAUGGUUUUGGAUAACAGUUUACCUGAAUGCACUGAAAUUAAACCAGAAGUCAAUAUAUUGACUGCAGAGAAUAAAUUGUGGGAUGAUACAAAAAAUGGCUUUGCACAGUGUACAUCUGCAGAAAUCCAAAGAUUUGCACUGUCUGCUACGGGGCUGUUGUCUCAUGUUGAAGAGGGUCUGGAUUCUGAUGCAACUGACAGCAGCUCUGAUGACGAUUUGGAUGAAUAUACCAUUAGAAAAAAUGUGGCAGUUAACUGUAGUACUGAAUGGAAGUGGCUUGUAGACAGAGCGAGAGUUGGCAGCCGAUGGACUUGGCUUCAAGCCCAGAUUUCAGAGCUAGAAUAUAAAAUCCAGCAACUGACAGACAUUCACAGGCAGAUUCGUGCCUCCAAGGAGAUAGUGAUCCUAGAAGAAUGUCAACUUCCAAAAGACAUUUUGAAAAAACAAAUACAAUUUGCAGAUCAAGCAGCUUCGUUAAAUACUACAGGGAAUCCUCAGGUUCCCCAAGAGAGUCAAGAUUCUUUACCAGAACAAGAUUUUGAAAUGUCACCAAGCAGUCCUACACUACUUCUUCGAAACAUAGAAAAACAGAGUGCACAAUUGAGUGAGAUCAUCAACAGUUUGAUUGCCCCUCUCAACUUUUCCCCAACUUCAUCACCCCUCUCCUCCAAAUCCUGUAACCAUAAAUGUCUGGCUAAUGGCAUUUCCAGAAGUGCUUCAGAGAAUUUAGAUGAGCUCUCUUCCUCCAGUAGUUGGUUACUUAACCAGAAGCACAAUAAGAAAAGGAGAAAAGACAGGACGAGAUUGAAAUCUCCAUCCUUGACUGUCAUGAAUACGGCAGCCAGAACAAGGCCACUUCAGAGUUUCCACAAACGAAAACUCUACAGACUGAGCCCUACUUUUUAUUGGACUCCUCAGACUUUGCCUUCAAAAGAAACAACAUUUUUAAAUACUACACAAAUGUCUUGCCUGCAGUCAGCUUCAACUUGGAGUAGCUGCAAACAUAAUUCAAAGUCUCAGAUAUUAAGAGAACAUGUAUCAGAGUUAGAUUCCUCUUUCCAUUCUGUUCUGUCACUGCCAUCAGAUGUGCCUCUUCAUUUUCACUUUGAAACAUUGUUAAAAAACACUGAAUUAAAAGGAGACCUUGCCGAAAAUAAAUUUGUAGGAGACUGUAUCAUAUCUCCAUCACCUGUACAUAGUAAUUCUCUGAAUCAAAGGAGAAAUGGAUAUUUACCGACAUAUAAGCCUCAAAUAAGGUCAGAAUCUUCUGCACAACUGUUACAGGGAAGAAAGAAAAGACAUUUGAGUGAAACAGCAUUAGGAGAAAGAACCAGACUUGAAGAAUUUGCUUUUCAACAUUCAGAACCAGGAUCCCAUAGCAAUUUUACUGCUGUUUCUAACGUCAUUAUACCAAGAACCCAGAAUGCAUCAUCACAAACUACUGCACGACGGAGAUUAAGAAGUGAGAGCUCUUAUGAUAUAGAUAACAUUGUGAUUCCCAUGUCAUUAGUAGCCCCAGCGAAGUUAGAGAAACUCCAAUAUAAGGAAAUACUUACUCCAAGCUGGAGGAUGGUUGUUCUUCAGCCUUUGGAUGAAUGUAAUUUAGGUGAAGAAGAGAUAGAAGACCUUUCUGAUGAAGUCUUCUCCCUAAGACACAAAAAACACGAAGAGAGAGAGCAAGCCAGGUGGUCACUAUGGGAACAAAGCAAGUGGCAUAGAAGAAACAGCAGAACUUACAGUAAAAAUGUUGAAGGACAGGACUUGCUUUUGAAAGAAUACCCUAAUGACUCUAGUAGCAGUCAGCAAUGCACUACUGAAAGUCCUCUUGAGUUUCCUUCAGAGAGCCAAGGUCUGUGUGCACAGGGCUCACCUUCUUUAAAUGAAAGUCAAGAAAUGAAGUCUUUGUGCUGGGAACUACGGGCUUUUCCGCUGAAGGAUGAAGACACAGCAGCCUUAUUAUACCAAGAUGAAAAAAAGGAUCAGAUUGAAAGGUCAAACACAGCUUUCCAUGAUGAAAUCUUUUGUACCAGUGCACCAGAGAAUGUACACCAUCCAAAAAAGCAGUCAGAUGGAAUGGAAGAGUAUAAAACCUUUUGUCUAGGACUCACUAAUGUUAAAAAAUAUAGGUGACAGGGAACAGGUUAAGAAAACUAUGUAAGUGAAGUGAAGUGAAGACAGGAGGAAAAAAAGCCCUGUUCUGGAUCUCUCACCACUCUGGUCACAAUUCCAGAAUCAGAGCAUGUACUACUGCAUGUAUUAAUCUUUUAUUCUGUUUAUGAAACAGGCAAGAUAAGUCUCUUUUUCCUUCUUGAACCACAGGAGUAAUUAGCUUUUCACCUACAGACAAGUGCUAGUCAUUUGUGUUUAUCAUGCAAAUUACAAGCACCAAGAUAUUAACUGCUGCAAUUUUAUGUCAAAUCAUAUUAGUGGGUAAUUUUUAAGACUAUAAACCCACACAUACAUACAUAUAUAUACACACACAAACCUGUGUGUCAGAUGACAGCUGUUCUUUUUCCUAUACACAUGGUAAUUCAUUGAAAUUGCCUCUGAAAUAUAUUAGAAUAUACAAAUACUUGUGUAUAGAAUAUAUCACAUAUGCACACACAUACAUAGUUUUUAAAAAAACACUGUCAAUGACUCACUCCACUUGAAUAUGUAUGUAUGAACUACCCUAUGAAAAUAUAAACUGCAGUGUAUAUAAAGCGUGGGUUUCCACUGAUAAAAGAUAUCUAAAAGUCUUGACCAUGGAGAGGGAGGGUUUUUUUGUUUUUUUUUUUAACAUGUUUAACCAAUAGUAGAAGUUAUUUAUGGAAACUGUUACACAAGAUAACACAAUACUCCUUUUUUCGAAAUCACUGGUAUCUGUUAGACUAACGCCUAACAGAAUAAGACAAGGAAAUUAGAAUUAAAUAUUGAUUCAUUUUAAAUCUAUCACAUCUUUGGAAACUCAACUUGCAUUUUAUCUACUUUAUGUAUCUUAGAAAGACAAGACACCAAUUUAAAAUGAGCAACAAACAGAAAAGUCCCAUCAGUCUAAAAUUUUUUAAAUGGUUGUAUUUCUAGCUAACUAGCUAGAAAUUAGUAAUUCUUGCUAGAAUUAGUAAUUAAAUGGAAUUACUAAUUGCUAGCUAAUGUAGAAAUAUUGCAUAUUUCUAGCUAAUUUGGUCAUUCCUUGCCAUAGCUUAUUCUAUUCAAAGGAACAUCUAUUCUUACUUGCAUCCUAGAUUGAGAAUUAAAUUUUUUCAAAUUUUUAAAAUGAAAAGUGUACAUUCAGGAAAAUUCCUUUUGAAGCUACUAUACCAUUUUUUCCUAUAUGAAAGUUGAGGAAAAUUUAUAUGAAUCACUUUUUGUCAUAUAAAAAAGAUUAGUCAAGUUGUAGUGCCCAUAUACGUGAAAAUCCUGGCCAUCUGGCCUAGUCUGUGGGAUUUGACACUAAGUUUUUGUUAGGGACUGGAAACUGGUCCCUUUAAAGGGGGGAAAAAUUCAAAUUCAGUACUGACAAACUUUUGCUUGUAGUUUUACUGUACAUUUAUUUUUAAAGAAAAAGAAAACAAAAGCCAGACAAACUCAAGUUGUCCAGGCAAAUAAACUCAAAUCUUUGUUACGUCUGAUAUUAUAAUCUUCUAUGUAAAUUUUUUAAUUAAAGUUAUUUCUAAAUGCC